Zingiber officinale is the source of this 1249-nucleotide messenger RNA. Its product is annotated as novel plant SNARE 11-like. Gene Ontology annotation, molecular function: SNAP receptor activity; SNARE binding. Gene Ontology annotation, biological process: vesicle fusion; retrograde vesicle-mediated transport, Golgi to endoplasmic reticulum. The record is from RefSeq and is a predicted model, not a curated record. Bases 341 to 1102 code for a protein of 253 amino acids. Lineage: Eukaryota; Viridiplantae; Streptophyta; Magnoliopsida; Zingiberales; Zingiberaceae. Gene Ontology annotation, cellular component: endoplasmic reticulum membrane; late endosome membrane; SNARE complex. The transcript has 10 exons.
UUUCCAAGCUCCCUCCGUGGCGCGAGCGAUCCCAACACACCCGCGCGUGGAUCCCUCCAAUCCCCUCGCUGCGCUCGUUUUCCGGCCGCUGUCACGAGGCGUAUCGGGCGUCACCGCGUGAGGCUGCUUCUACGGCGACGUCGAUUCCACGCCGAUUUAGGCAGGCCGGAGUACGGCGCGCGAGGACCAGAAUGGGCGAGGCAAGUUGAAAUCGGAUUUCUGGGAGCAAACUUUGCUUGCCAGGAUUCGGUUUCGGUUGUUCUUCGAUGGGUCGUUGGCUCGGACGGCCAUUGUGAUUGUUUCCGAUAAUUCUCGUCGACGACGAGUUCCGGCAGGAAAGAUGGAUUUGGAGGAUAUUAGCGUGGAGCUGGCUCAAAUUGAGGGCAACCUCAACGAUAACUUUCGCGCAUUAUCAAAUGGAUUUCAGAAGCUGCAAAAGAUCAAAGAACCAAGCAGACAGAGCAGGCAGUUAGAAGAACUGAGUGACAAGAUGAGGGAAUGCAAGAGGCUCAUCAAAGAGUUUGAAAGAGUCAUGAAGGAAGAGGAUAGUAGAAAUCCACCUGAUACGAAAAAGGCGUUGAAUGAAAGAAAGCAAGCAAUGAUCAAAGAACUAAACUCAUAUGUUGCUAUGAAGAAGCAGCAUGCGAGUGAAAAUAAACGAGUUGAUCCUUUCAGUGGUAGUGAAGAUGUAUAUUCUGAAGAAAAUGUUCUAUUGGCAUCAUCUAUGACCAAUGAGCAGUUGAUGGAUACUGGAUACCGUAUGAUGGAUGAAACAGAUGAAGCAAUUGAGCGAUCAAAGCAGGUUGUUCAAGAAACCAUUAAUGUUGGAGCAGAAACAACAGCUGCUCUCAAGGCACAGACUGAGCAAAUGAGUAGGAUUGUGAACGAACUGGAUUCAAUUCAUUUCUCAAUCAAGAAAGCAUCCAAACUCGCAAAGGAAUUAGGCAGACAGAUUGCAACUGACAAAUGCAUAAUGGCAAUGCUUUUCCUAAUAACAAUGGGGGUUAUAGCUAUCAUAAUCGUCAAGAUUGUGCAACCAGAUAACAAAGACAUACAGGACAUUCCUGGACUUCCUCCUCCGGCAAGUCGGAAGCUUCUGUGAAAUCUGUGUCAAUUGAAGGUUUAAUUCUUUGUCUCAAACCUCAAAACUUUUUUUUUCUUCCCAAAAUGCACUUAUCGUAGAAGUAUAAAACUAAGUCCUGUCUCUGAUUGUUUAUACUUGUGUUAAGAAUGUAUUUUAAGUGAAAAU